Messenger RNA from Rhagoletis zephyria (snowberry fruit fly), 1955 nucleotides. It is a transcript of the gene CCDC151, whose product is annotated as Coiled-coil domain containing protein 151. Lineage: Eukaryota; Metazoa; Arthropoda; Insecta; Diptera; Tephritidae. The record is from RefSeq and is a predicted model, not a curated record. Gene Ontology annotation, biological process: outer dynein arm assembly; cilium movement. Gene Ontology annotation, cellular component: ciliary tip; ciliary basal body; ciliary rootlet.
CAAAGGAAGUCAACAAUUUCUGGCAUUGAUUAUUGAAAUUUUCGCCAAACUAGAUGGAGGUAAAUUUCUACAAAAAUGCCCCUACGAGAGGCUGUGGAAGUGGAUAAGAUUGGUGAAAUAAAUGCGAAAAUUGCUGAGCUGAAGAAACGUAUAUUACUAGCAGAAGGACAAAAGACAGCUAAUGCCGCCGAAUGGCAGAAACAAAAUCGCAUAAAUCUCGAAACCAUCACCACGCUCAAGAAGGAGAUUAAAGAGCUGACCAACAGAUGUGGACAGCUGCGCAAUCCACUACAGCGAGCGGUCAUUAUCAAAGAAGAGCCACCAAAUGCAGAGGUGCGCAAAGCAAAAAGUGCUUCAACCAUCACUGCAAUCGCUGUGGGUAAGAUGAGCUACCCGAUUGGGGCACGAAGUGUAGAGGACGCAAUCUUCCUGACCGAUUUAAAAAUCACCGAACAACGCAAGCAAUUGGAUUUACUGCGACAUCGCUUCAAGUGCCGUAAAGAGCGCUUAGGUAAAUUAGUGCAGCAGUUUCGUGAGUUGAACACAGCCAAAUCGGCUAAGGCACAGAAUAUGGGUGAGAAGCCGCCAGAGACUUUGGAAGAGGAUGCCAAUAGAAAGUUGGUGUGUCAACUAGAGAAUGAAAUACAUCGCACCAACGUGCAGUGGAUGGAAGCGGAGCACAUACGCAAGAAAUAUCGCUCCAUUGAAGCCUCGCUAAUGAAUGAUGCUGAGCGAUUCGAGCGUAGUCUGCGCGAGUUGGAGGCAGCGCUUAGUGAGCAGCAAGCAGAGAUCGAUAGGUUGCAGCAAGUGCAUAACGAGGCCAUCGAGAUGCGCGAUGCCGCCAAAGCGAUACUCCAGCGGCAAGAACAGCAAGCGCAUCUAUCACAGAAGACACGUGAGCGCCAAGCGCUUGAUUUCCGUAAGCAGGUAGAGGCGCGUAAAUUAGAGCUGGAACGUAUUGGCCGUAAACUGUUUGUGGAAAACAAAACACUUGUGCAUCAAGACAGCCUUGGCUCGAGUUCCGGUGAUCAGCUCACAGCGAAAACCGAAACUGAAAUGGAUGAGACAACGCAGCUUCAGAACUUGACAGCGGAAAUGGAGAAUAUUUUUAAACAUCUAAUGGAGGUAAGCGGUGCAACUACGCCCGCUGAAGUCUACGACCGUUUCUGUUCGCAAAAAGAAUCUGCCGGACGGUUGUCAUAUCUGCGAAACGCUGCUGAGAAAGAGAAGUCGCUAUUGGAGGCGCAGAAGGAGCAACUGACACUUUCAUUAGAGGCAAUGAAGUUCUCAGAUGUAAAGGAAAGUGAGGUCAACCAAGAGGUAAUCGAGAAAAUAAAAACAACGAUUGCCGAUCUGGAUAUGGAGCGUCAAAAGAACAUAGAAGACUCAGAGCAUACGCUAACUGUUUCGAAAUUCAUCAAGGAUCAUUUGAGCGAAAUGAUUUUUAAGCUACAGGAAGUAGACGAGAGUCAUAUUAAUCUAAAGGCGAAGGGUCUUUACAUACAUGUAGAAAAUUUGCCCAAUUUCUUGGCUAACGAGGCGCAAGAUGAUGACUUCAUAGAGAUUUUAAAAUUCAAACUACAGCGUUGCCAAGAGCUGAGCAAACCCCCCGAAGGAGCACCACCUGACAUACCGAAAUUGGAAAUUGAGAGCGAUGAACUUUAUCCACCAGCGGAGCCACCAAAGUCGCCCAUCGUCGCUGAGGGUGAGAAGCCGCAACCGAUGCCUUUAUGCUAUUACAAUCUACUAGCCGGACGCGCACAACGUGCUGCUGGCACCUCAUCCUCUUCUCCGGAGCAGGCACCGGCCGCAGCUGCUACGCCGGACGAGGAGAGUGAGGUGCCCACGCGUCAAUACCUGAAGCGGCAGUCUGUGCUCAUUGUGGAUUCCAAGUCGAGGCGUAAACCUUUUCGGCCAACGCCCGUUGGCAGAAGGAAAUAAAUGUGUGUGCUGGC